Molecule: messenger RNA, 1257 nt
Organism: Alternaria incomplexa
Lineage: Eukaryota; Fungi; Ascomycota; Dothideomycetes; Pleosporales; Pleosporaceae
Exons: 1
Coding region: 1-1257 (418 amino acids)
Source: RefSeq, a predicted model, not a curated record
AUGAGCGGAUUACCAGGCAAGGGCAGGGGCUCUGGAGGAGACGAUAGGGAGGAGAACAAGAGGCGUGGGGCACAAGAUAAGAAUAAGGCACUAGCAAAACCUCGGCCGAAGCGGACCGUAGAGCAGAAAGCAGCCAUCAACCAAAAAAGGCGACAACAGAGAUCAGACAACGCUGAACAGGCGAAACAUAACCUAGAACUGGGGGCUGACCUGCGUAAGGAAAAGGACGAGAGAAAUGCCAAGGAACGCAUUUACUAUGCGCAGAAGAGGAUAGUCGAUCAAGAAGGGGCGAAACAUGACCCAGAUCUGAAGGCUAAGCUGCGUGAGAAAGCGAACCACCAUGCUGCCUAUCAGAGAAAUUACAAAGAGCAGAGGGUGGUUAAGGAGACGGCGCUAUCUUCUGGGAGGCCGGAGACUCCAGCAAGUAUAACGUGGGAGAAGCCAGAAACCCUACUAUCAUAUGGCUCACCACAGCCCAAACUUCUGAACUCGAAGAAAAUGGACAUACAGUUUGAAGAAUACGACCCACAAAACCCUGAAGGAAGUAACCUAAAAGUGCCUCAGGUCACAAAACCUCGCACAGAGAAACCUCGCACAGAGAAACCUCGCGAACCUCUGAACUCAAAGAGAAUGGACAUGCAGUUUGAAGAAUACAACCCACAAAACCCUAAAGAAAGUAACCUAAAAGUGCCUCAGGUCACGAAACCUCGCCCACAGAAAUCUCGCCCACAGAACCCGAAAAGAAGUGACACAAAAGUGCCUCGAGUCCUGGAACCUCGCCCGCCGCUGUCCUCAACUUAUGGAUAUGACGAUCCGCAGACUGGUUAUGCCAUGCAGCCGCCCACAAAUGUCGGGCGCGGCGAACAACGGCCAUCGUUUGCCGCUGUUAACACGGAAAACGAACAAUUUUUGGCGUCCCUCGAUACGAGAGAGGAUCAGACACGUACUGGGUGGAGACCAAGACCUGCGCCUGUCAAUCUACCCUCUCUUGAUCAGCGUAGAGAGAAUACCGGUCGGCGAUCGAGACCCACAGGUUCGGACCCGAAUCCAGCUGUCACCCUUUCUAUGGGGAAUCUAUCGAUGACCACACGCCCCUCAACGACUGUUUCGCACAGAAUGUCGCGUAACAGUCCACCAGAUAACUCUGAUGAUCGUGCAACGCGGAGACCGCCAAACUUCAGGCAAAGGUAUACCGAUGAGCAAACCAGACAGAAUAUGAGUAUGAACAAGUUUCUUGAUGGUCAAGGAGGAUCUUGA